AAGCACAAUCCUUUUUCUGUGCUUUCAAUCACUCUCACGAUCUCUGUGAGCAGAGACAAUCCUUCGAGCAAACCCAGCAUCAAGGAACAGCCACUGGCAGGUGUCGUGGCCACUCACGGACACCCAACCAGAUACAAAAAGAAGAACUCUAUCCCCUUCUUGUCAUUCUGAAAGACUGUGAACCCUGGAGUCCUCAGUCAUCACACAGGAAACAGAAGACUUCCUGCUGUGUAAGGACGCUGAACCUUGAAUUCAUAAAGAUUCUAAAAGCUCCAGAAAUAAAGACUUCGUGGACAAAACCCCUAGGGACCAGAAUGCGAGGAUGAUUUGAUACUGGACCAGUUUCUUGAGAAGACUUAGACCCAAGGAGCCUUACAAUCAGGACUGCUGGUUUGUCUUUCGAGGAGUCCACCGCAUUUCCUGGCCAAGUAACCACAGAAAUCAUCUUCCUUGACUCGUGCAAAAAUCCACGAUGGAAACCUCGGCCCCCACAAAGAACUAUGACAUGACGACAGAAUAUGACUAUGAGGGCAUAACCCCAUGCCAGAAGGGAGAGGUGAGGGCCUUUGGAGCCCAGCUGCUGCCCCCCUUGUACUCCCUGGUGUUCAUCAUCGGCCUGGUCGGCAACAUCCUGGUGCUGCUGGUCCUCAUGCAGCACAAGAGGCUCAAGAGCAUGACCAGCAUCUACCUCCUCAACCUGGCCAUUUCUGACCUGCUCUUCCUCUUCACGCUGCCCUUCUGGAUCGACUACAAGCUGAAGGAUGACUGGAACUUCAGUGAUGGCACCUGUAAGUUGCUCUCGGGGUUUUAUUACACGGGCUUGUACAGUGAGAUCUUUUUCAUCAUCCUGCUGACCGUGGACAGGUACCUGGCCAUCGUCCACGCCGUGUUUGCCCUGCAGGUUCGGACCGUCAUCUUUGGUCUCAUCACCAGCGGUGGCGCGUGGGCCCUGGCCCUCUUGGCCUCCGUCCCAGGCUUCUACUUCUCCAAGAUCCAGUGGGAGUUCUCCCACACCACCUGCAGCCUCCACUUCCCUCAUGAAACCCUCAAAGCCUGGAAACAGUUCCAGGCUCUGAAACUGAACAUGUUGGGUCUGGUUUUGCCCCUGUUGGUCAUGAUCAUCUGCUAUACCGAGAUCAUACGGAUUCUGCUCAAACGACCCAAUGAGAAGAAGGCCAAAGCCGUCCGUCUGAUCUUUGUCAUCAUGGUGGUCUUCUUUCUCUUCUGGACCCCCUACAACCUGGCCAUAUUGGUCUCUGCUUUCCAAGACAGCCUUUUCGCCGAUGAGUGCAGGCAGAGCAAACAGCUCGAUUUGGCCAUCCAGGUGACGGAGGUGAUCGCCUACACGCACUGCUGUGUCAACCCCGUGAUCUACGCCUUCGUCGGGGAGCGGUUCCGCAGGUACCUGCGCCAGCUGCUAUCCAUGAGCUUGGUUAAAAGGCUCCCCUUCCUCUCCACGGACAGACUCGAGAGGGCCAGCUCUGUGACGCCCUCCACCGCAGAGCAGGAACUCUCCGCUGGGUUCUGACUCGGGCCCCUGGAGGCUGAUCUGGGACCCAGCAAAGGUGACCUGCCAGGCACGCUGACCCAAGCCAAGGCAGGCUGGGACACCUGGCACAGUGUGGAAUUGCAGCCGUGUGGGGGUGAGUUUAAAAGCAGUCUAGACUAAAUCACUUCUGGGAUGACUGAGCCAUCUCCAAGAACUCCUCCCUGGUAGAAAGGAAGUGAAUGAGUGAAAUGGGACAUUCCAGAGGACUGGAACAGAGGGUUCCAGGGAAGAGCUUGGGCCCAAAUGGGAUUUCAUGAUUUGUGAGCAUUAACAUUUGUAAACAGUGCCACUGAGCAUCUCGGGCCCCUGCCCCUGCCCCCACCACCAGUGAACUUGGAAGUGGGGAUUUCCUGCUGACUCCAAUCUGAGCAUUGCAGGAGCCAGCAGCCUCCUCCCCACCCUCAUCUACCCCCACCCCAUGCCCCCUGCAGGUUUCAGGCUCUUAGAAACCCCGAGGAACAGAGGACUCUAUGAUGGAACAUCUCGAGCCCUAGUGGGAAAUAGGAUUGGGGAACAGCCCUCGGCAGUGGAAUGGAGAAAGCUCUUGGCCAGAAUCGUUACAUUUGCAAAAACCAAACAAUCCAGGCCAUGGUCUAGACACAGACCACGUGCACAAUACAUUUGACUUCUUGAAAUAGACACAGAGGGGAGGGAGUCAUUAUUUCCAUUUACCAGUUUCUUCUUUCUGAAUAUUUUCCAGAAUCUCCCUUCCUUGUAAAUUGGAUGAGGCAGGAGUACAUUCUGCUGGCUUUAUUGCAGAAACUAAUAUCGGGCAGAAGGAGAGAGGGUCGAUUUCCCUCCUCCGCUUCCCCAUGCAAGCCUUCUGGUUUUACCAAUCUGGGCUCCGGCUGUUACCCUGGACCCAUCCGCAGGAAAAAAUGACCUGGUGUGCAAGCUGACAGUGUCUGAGGCUGAGAGGGAAGGGGGUGAGGUGGGGACUCACCCUCACGUGGAAGG
Molecule: messenger RNA, 2506 nt
Organism: Lontra canadensis (Northern American river otter)
Lineage: Eukaryota; Metazoa; Chordata; Mammalia; Carnivora; Mustelidae
Product: C-C chemokine receptor type 1-like
Exons: 3
Coding region: 473-1528 (351 amino acids)
Biological process (GO): positive regulation of monocyte chemotaxis; chemotaxis; inflammatory response
Cellular component (GO): membrane; cytoplasm
Molecular function (GO): chemokine (C-C motif) ligand 7 binding; chemokine (C-C motif) ligand 5 binding; C-C chemokine receptor activity
Source: RefSeq, a predicted model, not a curated record